AUGACCAUGGAGGGGAAGAUCACCAAGCCCCGACGACAACCCGAGCGCACUACCGAUAAGGCCAAGGACGGCGUGUUGCUAGAGCAGCUUGACGAUGAAGUUUUGCACAUCAACCGCAUCAAGGGGAAGCUUAAACAGCUGCUACCAGCGAAGGAAGAGUCGCCAGUUUCCGACGGCCUCGACGAUAUUGGUGACAGCGACGAGUAUAAGGACCUGUCUGAGUACUUCAACAACGUCGACAAAGACACCUUUCGCCAGUACGAGCUUGCGUGUGACCGGGUGAAGCUGUUUUACGACGAGCAGCACGAGAAGCAGACGGUGGCGUACAAUAUCGAGGCCCGAAUCAACUUUAAAACAAAGACGCGGGCCCGGAUGACGAUUUGGGAAGGGCUUGAGAAGCUCAAUAAGCUUUUGGACGACUCUGACCCCGAUACUGAGCUCUCCCAGAUCGACCACGCUUUACAGACGGCAGAGGCGAUCAGGCGGGACGGCCAGCCCCGGUGGUUUCAGCUUGUGGGGCUUAUCCACGACUUGGGCAAGUUGCUUUACUUUUUCGACUCCAAAGGCCAAUGGGACGUUGUGGGCGACACGUUCCCCGUCGGAUGUCGUUUUUCAAGCAAGAUAAUAUUGCCGGCAUCAUUCAAGAAAAACCCUGAUUUCUACAACCCGUUGUACAAUACCAAGUACGGCAUCUACCUGGAACGGUGUGGUCUCGACAAAGUGAUGCUUUCGUGGGGCCACGACGAGUACAUGUACCACAUUGCGAAGGAGAACCUGACUCUCCCGCAGGAGGCGUUGGCGAUGAUCCGCUACCACCUGUUCUACCCGUGGCACCAGGAAAACGCCUACCAGUACCUCAUGGACGCCCACGACACCGACAUGCUCAAGGCGGUCAAGGCGUUCAACAAGUACGACUUGUACAGCAAGAUCGACACCAAGCUUGACGUAAAUGAGCUAAAGCCGUACUACAUGGCGUUGAUCGACGAGUACUUUCCCGAUAAGGUUAUUGACUUCUGA
Messenger RNA from Diutina rugosa, 1017 nucleotides. RefSeq lists its product as uncharacterized. The record is from RefSeq and is a predicted model, not a curated record. Gene Ontology annotation, molecular function: iron ion binding; inositol oxygenase activity. Gene Ontology annotation, biological process: inositol catabolic process. The transcript has a single exon. Gene Ontology annotation, cellular component: cytoplasm. Bases 1 to 1017 code for a protein of 338 amino acids. NCBI's taxonomy places the organism in Eukaryota, Fungi, Ascomycota, Pichiomycetes, Serinales, Debaryomycetaceae.